Molecule: messenger RNA, 1557 nt
Organism: Oryza sativa Japonica Group (Japanese rice)
Lineage: Eukaryota; Viridiplantae; Streptophyta; Magnoliopsida; Poales; Poaceae
Product: beta-amylase Tri a 17
Biological process (GO): polysaccharide catabolic process
Molecular function (GO): beta-amylase activity
Source: RefSeq, a predicted model, not a curated record
UUCAUCAAGCCGAGCUCAGUGAGCAACAAGACAGUGAAGCUAGUGUUCUCAGAGCAUACACAGCCAGCGACAAUGGCCGGGAACUUGCUAGCCAACUAUGUUCAAGUCAAUGUCAUGCUCCCCCUGGAUGUGGUGACUGUGGACAACAAGUUCGAGAAGGUCGAUGAGACCCGGGCACAGCUGAAGAAGCUGACGGAGGCCGGCGUCGAUGGCGUCAUGGUGGACGUGUGGUGGGGGCUGGUGGAGGGGAAGGGCCCCGGGUCCUACGACUGGGAGGCCUACAAGCAGCUGUUCAGGCUGGUGCAGGAGGCCGGGCUGAAGCUGCAGGCCAUCAUGUCGUUCCACCAGUGCGGUGGUAACGUCGGCGACAUCGUCAACAUCCCGAUCCCGCAGUGGGUGCGGGAUGUCGGCGCGAGCGACCCCGACAUCUUCUACACCAACCGUGGUGGGGCGAGGAACAUCGAGUACCUCACCCUUGGAGUGGAUGACCAGCCUCUCUUCCAUGGAAGAACUGCCAUCCAGAUGUAUGCUGACUACAUGAAGAGCUUCAGGGAGAACAUGGCAGAGUUCUUGGAUACUGGUGUCAUUGUGGACAUUGAGGUGGGGCUUGGUCCAGCUGGUGAGAUGAGAUACCCUUCCUACCCCCAGAGCCAGGGAUGGGUGUUCCCAGGCAUAGGAGAAUUCAUAUGCUAUGAUAAAUACCUGGAGGCAGAUUUCAAAGCAGAAGCAGCAAAGGCUGGGCAUCCUGAAUGGGAAUUGCCCGACGAUGCUGGAGAGUACAAUGACACUCCCGAGAAGACCCGGUUCUUCGCGGAUAAUGGAACAUAUGUCACUGAGAAGGGGAAGUUCUUCCUCACAUGGUACUCAAACAAGCUGAUAAAACAUGGAGACAAGAUCUUGGAUGAAGCAAACAAGGUCUUCUUGGGAUGCAGAGUGCAGCUGGCAAUCAAAAUCUCCGGCAUUCAUUGGUGGUAUAGGGUUCCAAACCAUGCAGCUGAGCUCACUGCUGGAUACUACAACUUGGACAACAGAGAUGGCUACAGAACCAUCGCACGCAUGCUCACAAGGCACCGUGCCUGCGUUAACUUCACAUGUGCUGAGAUGAGGGAUUCUGAACAAAGCUCAGAGGCAAAGAGUGCACCAGAAGAACUAGUCCAACAGGUCCUGAGUGCUGGAUGGAGAGAGGGCUUACAUGUGGCAUGCGAAAACGCACUCGGUCGAUACGAUGCAACAGCUUACAACACAAUACUAAGGAAUUCAAGGCCGACAGGCAUCAACAAGAAUGGACCUCCUGAGCACAAGCUAUUUGGAUUCACCUACCUCCGAUUAUCAGACGAGCUGCUGGAGGGACAGAACUACAGCACAUUCAAAACUUUCGUCAAGAGGAUGCAUGCUAACCUGGAUUAUAAUUCAAAUGUUGACCCAUUGGAGCCUUUGCAAAGAUCAAUGCCAGAAAUGCCAAUUGGAAAGAUCUUACAAGCAGCACACCCAAAAUUGGCGCCAUUUCCCUUUGAUGAGAAUACCGACCUGCCGGUUUAAAGAUCUCGCUGAUGCAGU